AAGAGCACGUGCGCAGCGGUGGCUCCAGAGCCACGGGGGACCCCGAUCUGAACUCCAGCUGCUGAAUUAGAAUGAGUUGGGAGCUUGCUGCCCGACCGUGGAGCUGAGCCUCGCUUCAGUAAUGUGCCCCGAGGUACAGUGCCACCUGAGUAGAAGCUCUCUAUAAUGCAUCUCCCGGGGACGGCAGUUGUAGCCGAAGAGAAUGCUGGAACCCGUAGCGAGAUUUCUGUCUGAGAUGGAAAGAUGUUUCACUCUCAUUUUAUCAAGUGCUGUUGCUUUCAGCUAUGUAACGUUUUCCGAUCCCAUGAAAUGGAAAUUGACCAGUGCUUGCUGGAGUCCCUCCCCCUGGGCCAACGGCAGCGGCUGGUGAAACGCAUGCGCUGUGAGCAAGUCAAAGCGUACUAUGAGCGAGAGAAAGCUUUUCAGAAGCAGGAGGGGCUCCUGAAGAAGCUGAAGCAUGGGAAAAACCAGAAGGUUCACUUUAAUCUUGCUGACAUGAUACAGGAUGCCAUUAUCCACCAUGAUGACAAAGAAGUGCUGCGACUCCUGAAGGAGGGGGCCGACCCCCACAUGCCUGUGUCCUCCGGAGGGUCCCUGCUCCAUCUGUGUGCUCGGUAUGAUAAUGUCUUCAUCGCAGAGAUCCUGAUUGACAGAGGGGCCAAUGUCAACCACCAGGAUGAAGACUUUUGGACGCCAAUGCACGUUGCCUGUGCGUGUGACAACCCUGACGUUGUCCUGCUGCUUCUAUUAGCUGGAGCCAAUGUCCUUCUCCAGGACGUCAAUGGAAACAUCCCACUGGAUUAUGCCGUGGAAGGCACUGAAUCGAGCUCCAUCCUGCUGACCUACCUGGAUGAGAAUGGAGUGGAUCUCACCUCACUGCGGCAGAUGAAGCUUCGGAGACCGGUGAGCAUGUUAACAGACGUCAAACACUUCCUGUCCUGUGGAGGAAACGUUAAUGAGAAAAACGAUGAUGGCGUAACACUGUUGCACAUGGCAUGUGCCAGUGGCUACAAGGAAGUAGUGUCUCUUCUCCUGGAACAUGGCGGGGACCUCAACGCUGCAGAUGAUGAGUACUGGACCCCGCUUCACUUGGCAGCAAAGUAUGGCCAGGCAAACCUGGUGAAGCUUCUUUUGAUGCAUCAGGCAAAUCCACACCUUCUGAACUGCCAUGAGGAGAAGGCUUCAGACGUCGCCGCGUCGGAGUUGAUUGAGGAAAUGCUGCUGAAGGCCGAGUCUGCCUGGGAAGGAAGAACGCAGGCGCCUCUCUGUGUGCAGACCUUGGCCCAAGAGGACCCUUACGAAGAGAUCGUCCCUGACCUUCCGGUCCUUCCCAGCAAGCUCAGUCCCCUGGUAUUGCCAAUCGCCAAGCAGGACAGCUUGUUGGAAAAAGACAUUAUGUUCAAAGAUGCAACAAAAGGUCUGUGCAAGCGACAGUCUCAGGACAGCACAGUGGAGAACGCCGCCCUGCACGGCCCCACCAAGCCUGAGCAGGUCAAGCUGAUGCCUCCCGCUCCCAAUGAUGACCUGGCGACGCUCAGCGAGCUCACCGACAGCAGCCUGCUUUACGAAAUUCAGAAGCGCUUUGGGAACAAUCAGAUUUACACUUUUAUUGGGGAUAUCCUCCUCCUGGUUAAUCCAUUCAAGGAGAUUCCAAUUUAUUCCACCGUGGUGAGUGUAAAAUUUAAACUGUCCUUUAACAAUGUAGAGUAA
Molecule: messenger RNA, 1710 nt
Organism: Odocoileus virginianus texanus
Lineage: Eukaryota; Metazoa; Chordata; Mammalia; Artiodactyla; Cervidae
Source: RefSeq, a predicted model, not a curated record